AUGGGAGCAGCUUUCAGCAAUCAGGGCCGCAUUCUGGGGCUAGUUGUGAGCGGCGUCAAGUGCUACUACGGUGACCUUCUGAGGGACUCGGUUGGCUGCACCAGGGACGGGAAGUUUGCUGUAUUUUGGAAUGCAGGCAAAAUAAGAGGUCACUUUGUAACUGUUUUCAAGUAUGUGAAGGAUGCUGAGCAAUCAUUUGCUUUCUCAGUAAGAAUUCGAGAUAAACUUGGAGAAUGCGUAGAAGGACUGCGGGAGAAUGAUUACCUUCUGAUUCAUUCAUGUCGUCAGUGGACCACCAUCACUGCCCAUAGUCUGGAAGAGGGCCACUAUGUCAUUGGGCCAAAGAUAGAGAUUCCCGUACAUUAUGCAGGGCAGUUCAAGCUGCUGGAACAAGACCGCGAUAUAAAGGAGCCUGUGCAAUAUUUCAACAGCGUGGAGGAGGUGGCGAAGGCAUUUCCUGAGCGCGUGUACGUCAUGGAGGAAAUAACAUUCAACGUGAAGGUCGCUUCUGGUGAAUGCAACGAGGACACUGAAGUUUACAACAUAACCCUGUGUACCGGGGAUGAGCUCACCCUAAUGGGACAGGCGGAAAUCCUGUACGCAAAGACUUUCAAGGAAAAGUCCCGGCUCAACACGAUCUUCAAAAAGAUUGGGAAACUCAAUUCAAUCAGCAAGCUGGGAAAAGGCAAAAUGCCCUGCCUCAUUUGCAUGAAUCACCGGACCAACGAAAGCAUCAGCCUUCCGUUCCAGUGCAAGGGCAGAUUUAGCACGCGGAGUCCCCUGGAGCUCCAGAUGCAGGAGGGUGAGCACACCAUCCGCAAUAUCGUGGAGAAGACCAGGCUGCCUGUGAACGUGACUGUGCCAAGCCCCCCACCCCGAAACCCGUACGACCUCCACUUUAUCCGAGAGGGGCACCGCUACAAGUUUGUGAACAUCCAGACCAAGACCGUAGUGGUUUGCUGUGUGCUGCGGAACAACAAGGUCCUCCCCAUGCACUUCCCUUUGCACUUGACGGUCCCCAAGUUCAGCCUCCCGGAGCACCUGGUCAAGGGAGAGGUGUGGCCUGAAACCCUGGUCCAUCACUGGUUGGGUAUCUGCCAAGAGCAGUUUGACAUUGACGAGUAUUCCCGGGCGGUCCGCGACGUGAAAACGGACUGGAAUGAGGACUGCAAAAGCCCCAAGAAGGGCCGGUGCUCUGGCCACAACCACGUGCCCAACUCCCUCAGCUAUGCCCGCGAUGAGCUCACGCAGUCCUUCCACCGGCUCUCUGUCUGUGUGUAUGGCAACAAUCUCCAUGGUAACAGCGAGGUGAACCUGCACGGCUGCAGGGACCUGGGAGGAGAGUGGGCUCCCUUUCCUCACGACAUCCUGCCCUAUCAGGACUCUGGUGACAGUGGGAGCGACUACCUUUUCCCAGAAGCUGGUGAAGAGUCUGCGGGCGUCCCAGGGAAGUCUGAACUACCUUAUGAGGAGCUGUGGCUGGAGGAGGCCAAGCCCAGCCGCCAGCCCCUCACCCGCUCACUGAGUGAGAAGAGCAGAUGUGACCCCUUGAGAGGCUCUGUCCGCUCCAAAUGUGCGACUUCUCCUCUUCCCAUCCCUGGGACUCUGGGAGCCACAAUGAAGUCUUCAGAAAUUGCCCUACCUCCACCUCCAGUGCCUCCCAAAUCUGAAGCCGUCAGGGAAGAAUGCCGGCUCCUGAACGCCCCACCUGUUCCACCCCGAAGCGCAAAGCCUUUGUCCACAAGUCCCUCCAUCCCUCCUCGCACAGUCAAGCCAGCGCGGCCACAGACUCGCUCUCCCAGCCCCACCUUGUCCUACUAUUCUUCAGGGCUGCACAACAUCGUUACUAAAAGUGACACGAGCCCUUCUGAAAGUGCUCCCGUUUCCUGCUAUCCGUGCAACCGAGUGAAAACCGACUCUGUGGACCUGAAGUCCCCGUUCGGAAGUCCUGCCCCGGAAGCUCUGUCCUCCCGGCUCUCGUGGCCUAACCAUUAUUCGGGAACAUCAGAGAGCCAGACCAGGAACGACUUCCUGCUGGAUCCAAGCAGGAGUUACAGUUAUCCCAGACAAAAGACACCCGGCACACCAAAGAGAAGCUGCCCAGCACCUUUUGAUUUUGAUGGCUCGGAGCUCCUGAGCAGCACCCCCAGCGCAGUCACUGCAGAAUCUAGUAGCGUCGCCUCGGGUUGUCCCAAGUCAGCCAGCUACUCGCUGGAGAGCACAGAGAGCGCCAUUGCAGCAAGCAUGACCAAGCAGAGUGUCUCUUGCCCUGCCUUACCCCCCAGGGCCCCAAAGCCAGUGGAACAGAAAGCAGCCGCAGAAACAUCUCCUUUGCCUCUGAGAAUUGAUGGUGCUGAGGAGGACCCCAAGUUGGGUUCACCAGACCUCUCCGAGGACCAGUAUUUUGUUAAAAAGGGCAUGCAGGACAUCUUCUCCAUCUCUUACCCUUUCUCCUCUCCGCUCCACCUCCAGCUAGCCCCCAGGUCUUGUGGCGAUGGUUCCCCGUGGCAGCCACCUGCAGACCUGUCAGGACUCUCCAUAGAAGAAGUUUCCAAGUCACUGCGGUUCAUUGGUUUGUCCGAAGAUGUCAUAUCCUUGUUUGUCACUGAAAAGAUUGAUGGGAAUUUGCUUGUUCAACUAACAGAAGAAAUCCUCUCAGAGGAUUUCAAAUUAAGCAAACUUCAGGUGAAGAAAAUCAUGCAAUUCAUUAAUGGCUGGAGGCCCAAAAUAUAGCUAAAUAACCCCAGCUAGCAUGGAACAAAACUGAUACAUGUGCAUGCUAGAAGGGGUGGGCUGGGACACAAUUUCAUGUUUUUGCACUAAAACCUUCUCUGUAUAUAGGGAUAAGAGAAACUCACUAUGCAGAUUCCAUUUUUGAAUGGUGAACAGGUCUUUUGUACAUCAAUAAAGACUCUGUGCAGAACUCUCAGAGGUGUGCCUUGUACAUCACUCAACACUCAGCAGCUGCUAUGAACAAAAUGGGCACAUGCGGAGGACUCAUUCUUAGCCCGGUGGGUUUAUUUGAGAAGGUGUAAUAUUUAUUAUAAAAUAGCCAAAGCUAAAGGACAUCACAAUCUUAGAAAGAAAAAAGGAAGGAAGGAAAAGAAAUGAAAAACAUUUUUGAGCAACUCUCUUCUUGGGAGAAUUCACAUUAAACAAUUACCUGUAUUCUGUGCUCUUGUCAUUUGGAUUGCUUAAUGCUAAUUGUUUUACUCUUGUGCCUGAAAUGUUAGUGAUAUGAAAUGACACUUUAAUGUUAUAGGGUUGGUGGGGAUCUUUUAUUAAAAGGUGAUUCCCUAAAGUCAUGUGUUCAUAAAGAAUGUAUGAUUUCCUUAAAAGUAAUACAAAUCAUGACCACAGUAAUUGACCUAACUGCUGCUAGAUUUUAUUGAGCAGGAAAAAAAAUGAAAUAUACAUGUGGGGGGCGCGUGUGUAUAUAUUUACACAGUACACACUUGUGUAUUAUGUUUUAAGCAAUUUUGAAUCAGAUAUUUUAGAUAGUAUCUUCACUGUCGAGUAUCCAUUGAGUUUUGGGGACUGUAAACUAAGCUGAUUCUCUUAAACAGUGGACAGAAUGAUUCCAAAGAUUUUUAGAAACCUGAACUUGGAAGCUCAGUCUUACAAGGCUUCAUCCCUGAAAACCUGGAAGGGACCAGUAAAGCAUCUGAAUUAAAGGCGUAAAUGUGAUUUUAAGCCCAAGGUGGGGCUCGUUUUUGCAUAUUCUUGCCAACAUCUGGAGAAAUUAGUUUGUUUUGAAUGAUAGUUCUCAGCUUUAGGGUCUUUUCCUGUGGUGUCUGCUGGUGAGUCUGAGGAGCACUGUCAGUGUGAGGCAUUUUCUUGCUCUAAGAGAACACCUGAAUCAGACGCUCUGUCCUCUUGGUGGCAGUGCUCCAAUAGGCUGGGUAAUUUCUAAAAUGUCAGUCAGAGUCCUUGUUAAUUUCAUAAGCUUUUCUUUCCUCUCUUAUAAGGAAAAGACACCACUAGUAUUACUUCUCUUGGGAAAGUUCCAGGACAGUAGUGUGAAAAUUUUUACUAAAUAUGGUAAAUUUAUUCCAAAAAUAAUGGCAUCAUUCUCAUUUUUGACUUCUUGAAGGAAUAUGAACCUUAGGAAAGUGUUAGUUCUCUGAACAAGCCAUCCCCCAAAAAGCCACUUAGUCAGUCCUCAGAUUCUGAAUAUGCAGCCUGUGACCAAGGUACACUGGCCUCCUAGGUGGGGUAGAUCAGCCACAAGGUGUCAGCAUGACUAGUAGUGUUGCGUCAUUUCUUCUCUUCCUGUUCUCCAAAAAACAAAUUCAAAGACAAGACCCCCCAAGUCAGGGUUGGUAUCAUGUCUUUAUAUAUGAAUUAUGUCUUUAUCUCUUGGCACUAGAAAGCUGUUUUUAAUUCAUGUCAUGGUUCAGAGUUGAGGUAAAUGGAUACUUGUUAAAAUUUUCCAUCAUAGAGCUUUUAAAGAAAAAAGUUUUGGUUUUGCCCCCCCUCUUAACACGCAUCCCAUAGUGUAAAUACUAAUACUCCAGGUAAAAAGGAUACCCUAUAAAAUGUUCACCUGGAGGACUCUAGAAGUAACUGACAGAUCUGUGAGGAAGUGUUCAGCACUGCUCUCCCACGCCCCAAUACCCAUGAAAUGCCUAUGAGAGGAGCUAACUCCUCGGUGAGUUACCCCUUCAGAACUUCUCUUUGAAUCAAACAGAUGAGGUGCAUUUGGAAAUCUGCACAUGUUCAAUGGCAAAACCUGGCUUCAUCCGUUUUCAGGCACCUAGCACUUGGAUGCAGUUUUCGGCUCAGAAGCAAGGAGCCAGGCUGGUUUGGUUUAUUGAGAAAGUUGCCCCACAUAAGCAACUUUUAUCUUUUUUUCUUUUCAGAAACCUUACACAAAAAAGAAUUGUUUUGUUUUUGUUCCUGUGUUUGCUUUGGUCUUGGCCUAUUUAUGCCACACACACACGCACACACACACACACACACACACACUCGGGUCCUUGGGCUUGCGAGAGAGGCAGCAGAACCACUGAACUAAGUCCCCGGUCCUAUGCCAUGUUUAUAUUGACUAGUGACCUGGAGAUUCCUUGAAGGCAGACUAGCCUUGAUUUGUAUAUGCAUUGUACAUUCAGAAGCACCUUUUUUCAGUGGUGCUUGUCUUGACCAAAGAUGUAGCCCCUGCCUUCUUAAAACUCACAUUUAGCCGGGCGUGGUGGUGCAUGCCUGUAAUCCCAUGCACUCGGAAGGCUGAGGCAGGAAGAUC
Messenger RNA from Fukomys damarensis (Damara mole-rat), 5239 nucleotides. RefSeq names its product GRB2 associated regulator of MAPK1 subtype 1 (gene Garem1). Bases 1 to 2733 code for a protein of 910 amino acids. Gene Ontology annotation, molecular function: proline-rich region binding. The transcript is spliced from 7 exons. NCBI's taxonomy places the organism in Eukaryota, Metazoa, Chordata, Mammalia, Rodentia, Bathyergidae. The record is from RefSeq and is a predicted model, not a curated record. Gene Ontology annotation, biological process: epidermal growth factor receptor signaling pathway; cellular response to epidermal growth factor stimulus.